AUGAAGGUCUCCGCAGUGCUUCUGUGCCUGCUGCUCACAGUGGCCACCUUCAGCAUCCAGGUGCUUGCUCAGCCAGGUUCAGUUUCCAUCCCAAUUACCUGCUGCUUCAGUGUGGUCAAAGGGAAGAUCCCUAUGCAGAAGCUAGAGAGCUACACAAGGAUCACCAACAUCCAGUGUCCCCAGGAAGCUGUGAUCUUCAAGACCAAAACAUCCAGAGAGAUCUGUGCUGACCCCAAGCAGAAGUGGGUCCAGGAUUUCAUGAAGCGCCUGGACCAAAAGUCCCAAACCCAGAAACCUUGA
Molecule: messenger RNA, 300 nt
Organism: Puma concolor (puma)
Lineage: Eukaryota; Metazoa; Chordata; Mammalia; Carnivora; Felidae
Product: C-C motif chemokine 8-like
Biological process (GO): positive regulation of GTPase activity; positive regulation of cell migration; eosinophil chemotaxis
Cellular component (GO): extracellular region
Molecular function (GO): chemokine activity; CCR chemokine receptor binding
Source: RefSeq, a predicted model, not a curated record